AUGGGGAAUUGCACCAUCUAAAGCAACGAAAUGUAGGAUGAAUCAAGUAUCCUGUAUAGUUAUCUUAGAUCUUUCAUCUAAAAAUUUUGAAUUUUUAGAACUUUUAGGUUAAGGAAGCUUCGGAAAAGUUUGGAAGGCUUAAAGAAAAAAGAACAAAGAACUUUAUGCCAUAAAAAUUAUGGAGAAGGAACUGUAAGUGAAAUUUAAUAACAUAGAAUAUUAAAGAAAAACAAUACUCGUGUCGUUAUGAAUGAAAAAAACAUACUUAGUUAGAUCCGACAUCCAUUUUUAGUAAAUUUGAUCGCAGCCUUCCAAGAUAAGAAGAGACUGUAUCUGGCUCUAGAUCUAUUAUCAGAGGGGGACUUAAGAUCACACUUAAACUAUAAUAAAGUGUUCUCUGAAGAACAGACAAGUAAAUUUUUUAAUCUAACAAAGAAUUUUUUGUCGCUUGUAUAAUAGUAGCCCUAGAAUAUCUUCAUUCAUAGGGAAUUAUUCAUAGAGAUCUUAAACCAGAAAAUUUGGUUAUGGAUCGAAAAGGAUAUCUCAGAUUAACCGAUUUUGGUUUGGCUGCGUUUUGGAAACCAAAUAAUUGUUAGGAUAUGAGUGGAACUUUAGGUUAUGUUGCCCCAGAAAUAAUACUCAAACAAAACUAUGGAAUAGCUGCUGAUUACUUUGCUUUAGGUGUCAUAACUCAUGAAUGCAUGUUUGGUAAAAGACCAUGCACAGAAACAGAUCUAAAUUAAAUGAGGGAUCAAAUGUUGACUAAGUAAGUGAAAAUAAAACGAUCGUAAUUGCCAGUUGACUGGAGCAUAGAGGCUGGGGAUUUCAUAAAUUAGGUAACAUUUAAAUUUAAGAUUUAGUUAUUAUAAAGAAAACCAGAAAAUAGGCUUGGCGCUUUGUCACCAGAUGAAGUUAAGAAUCAUUAAUGGCUGAGGAAUUUUGACUGGAAUAAGUUACAAUCAAAGGAAAUGGUGUCACCUUAUUAACCAAAAAAAAAAUUUAUUCCUCGGACCAAUAAUUAGCAAGAAAGCACUAAAUAAAUAAGCAGUAAAAUUAUCAAUGAUUUGUAAUUGUAAAGUAUUUUUUUAUUUUAAACGAUUAGCUUAAUUCAAAGGCUACUUUUUUGAGGCUGAAUAGAUAAAUAAAAAUUUAUGA
Messenger RNA from Paramecium octaurelia, 1155 nucleotides. The record is from the annotation of a GenBank genome assembly. Lineage: Eukaryota; Ciliophora; Oligohymenophorea; Peniculida; Parameciidae.